Dictyostelium discoideum AX4 is the source of this 7896-nucleotide messenger RNA. RefSeq names its product RasGEF domain-containing protein (gene gbpC). Gene Ontology annotation, cellular component: cytoplasm. Gene Ontology annotation, biological process: small GTPase-mediated signal transduction; intracellular signal transduction. The record is from RefSeq and is a predicted model, not a curated record. NCBI's taxonomy places the organism in Eukaryota, Evosea, Eumycetozoa, Dictyosteliales, Dictyosteliaceae. The coding region runs from base 1 to 7896 and encodes 2631 amino acids. The transcript has 3 exons. Gene Ontology annotation, molecular function: protein serine/threonine kinase activity; guanyl-nucleotide exchange factor activity; protein kinase activity.
AUGUCACAAAAACAAAAACCAAUUAGAUUUCAAGAUUAUCAAUUCACAGCAACCAAAGAUGAAGCAUAUGGUAGAUCGGAUAGAUAUGUAAAACAAUUUUUAAAUAAAAAUUUAUUAAAGAAAAAGGAUGGAACAUUGGGAACUGCUGAAGAGCUAUUAACAUUGAUUCAACAAUCCAAUAUAAAUGUUGUGACAGCAUCAACGGGUGGAGCAGCAAUGGGUGCAAUGUUAAAUCAUACCGUAUCAACCAUUAAUCUAACUGGUAGUGGUAGUGUACCAACCUAUAAUCCAUCAGAUAAUAGAAAUAGUGGAUCACAUGUAAUAACAAGUACAAAUAGUGUAAUUAGUAAUUCAAGUAUAAGUAGUACUGGUGUAAUAAAUAAUAAUAUAAAUAAUAAUAGUAAUAUAAAUAGUAAUACAGGAACGACGACAACAACAAUAUCAUUACCAAAUAAUACAGAAAUAAAAACAGCAUUAGUUUCAACUGGUAGUCAAAAUGCAUCCGAUACAGCACAGAUUGAUAUAGAAUUUCAUUUAUCGUAUACACAAUUGGUGACAUUACCACCAAGUAUAUUUAGUUUAAUUUGGAUUCAAAAGUUGGUAUUGACUCAUCAUAAUAUAAAAACAUUGAGUGAAGAUAUUGGAAAGUUACAACAACUUCAAGUGUUGGUAUUGGAGAAUAAUAGAUUGAUCAAUUUACCUCAAUCAAUUGGUGACUUGGUAAAUUUGAAGAGAUUAGAAGUCGAUAACAAUCAUUUGGUAUCACUAUGUUCAUUGGAGCGAUUGUCAAAACUUGAAGUCCUCUCUGUAAAUAAUAAUAAAUUAACCCUAUUGCCAACUUCUAUCGCUUCCCUCUCUAGUUUGAAAACUUUAAAUAUUAAAUCAAAUCCAAUCAUUACACCACCAUCAACUGUUGUCUCUAAAGGUUUAAAAGAUAUUGUAUCAUUUCUUCGUGAAUUAGAAACUGGUGCUAGACCAUGUUUAAGAUCAAAAUUGGUAGUUUUAGGUGAUCCUGGAGUUGGUAAAACAUCAGUUGUACAAUGUAUGAAAGGUAAAAAGAAAAAAACAAAUGUAACAAGUAGUAGUAUAAAUAUUGGUGGAUCAAGUGGAUCAGAAGUUGGAAUUGAAAUUGAUCAAUAUGAUUUUGAUGUUGUAUUUGAUGAAGAUGAUAAAAAGAGAAGAGUGAUAACCUUAUCAACAUGGGAUAUCGCUAAUCAAGAUGUUUACUUUGCAAGUAGUCAAUUGUUUGAUUCAGAGAGAUCAGUGUAUAUAGUGGUAUUCAAUUUGAACAAUGAUGAUUUCUCUGCCAUAGAAUAUUGGUUACAUUGUAUCAUGAGUACAUCACCAAAUUCACCGAUUGUAUUGGUGGGUACACAUAUUGAUGCAUUUGAAAAUUUAAAUGUUGUCAAUGCGGUAUUGGAGAGUGUUGCCUCGAGAUUUCAAAAGAGAUUCACAAAUAUUCAAGCCAUCAUCUCGGUUUCAUGUACCACCGGUUACGAUGUCGACAAGUUACGUCAACUCAUUGAGGACAUCAUAAAGACUCAACCUUAUCUCAAAGAGAAAGUCCCAAGUAGUUUCUUUACACUCGAGGAGGCAUUGAUCGAGGUGAAAAAGAAAAGAAUUCCACCAGUGAUGAUGUGGCAAGAAUAUAUCAACCUAGCAAACAUUUGUAAUCUUAAAGACUCUGUUCAAAUUCAACGUGCCACGGAAUUCCUUCACAAUAUUGGCUCCAUCGUUUAUUUCAAUGAUUUAAAUUCAUCAACUGUUGGUAAAAUGGUGAUUUUGGAUCAACAAUGGAUCAUCAAUUGUAUGUCCUCUUUAAUCACCUCAAAGUUACUCAUAAACAAUUGUAAUGGUAUCGUUAGACAAUCCGAUUUGGAAUUGGUUUGGAAAGCUCCAACUUAUCCUGAACAUCUUCAUCCAGCUUUACUCUCUAUCAUGCAAGCAUUUGAAAUUUGUCGUUCAUUAUCACCAUCGGAUCUUGUACGUCCAGAGGAGGUCAAUGAAAAAGAGGUCAUGGGUGAUCGUAAUUUAGUACCAAAUCUAUUAUCUGACAAUACAAACAUUGUAGCUCAAUGGGAUGAUUUCAUCGAUCCUGAUACAAUCUUAUUGAAUAGACAAUAUCAUUUACCAUUUUUACCAGAGAAAUUCUUUGGAAAGUUAAUCAUUCAUCUUAUGAAUUUUACUAAAGUUGAAAGUUGUCAAAAACGUGCCGUUAUCUUAAGAAAUCAAGAUAAUCAUGAAGCUUUAAUUGAAUUGAAAACAAUUAAAGAUAAUAAAGAUGGUACUUUUAAAAAGAUUCUAACUGUUGAUGUUCGUGGUCUAGUUUCACCAGUUAGUUUAUUACGUAUUGUAACUGAUACAAUUGAAUCUUUAUUUUCACAAUGGUACAAAUUAGAUAUUAAAAGAUAUAUAAGUUGUUAUGAAUGUGCAAUUUUAUAUGAUAGAAAUCCAACAUUAUUUACAAUUGAAGAAUGUGAACUUGCAGUAAUUGAUGGUAAAACAGUUUUAACAUGUAAUCAAAAGAGUGAUUCAGAUAGAGUUUCAACAUCACAUAGAUUGAAAUUGGAUAUAUUGGCACCAGAUAUUUCAAUGGUAGAUAUACCAAUACCAAGAUUUAAUUUAAGCGAAGUAAAGAUCAAUAAAGAGGUUGGUCGUGGUGCAUUUGGUAUUGUUUAUGAAGCGGAAUGGAUGAGUGAAUGGAUAGCAUUGAAAAAGUUAUUAUUACCUUCAUCAACCGAUACAACCAAUCUCAAUGGUAAUGGCGAAGUUAUGGUCUACGAUGAUCCAGAUCAAUUGAUUGAAGAUCGUUUACGUGUAUUUAGAGAGUUUAGACAUGAGGUUUACUAUAUGAGUGGACUCAAUCAUCCAAAUGUUAUGAAAAUCAGCGGUUUUUGUAUUCAACCUUUAUGUAUGGCAUUAGAGUAUGUUCGUUAUGGUUCAUUGUAUAGUUUACUCUCAAAUUCAAGUAUAGAAAUUAGUUGGGGACUACGUUUACAAAUUGCUAGUGAAAUCGCCAAAGGUAUGCAACAUCUUCAUUCUCAUAAUCCACCCGUCAUUCAUAGAGAUCUAAAGAGUCCAAAUAUACUCUUGAAUGGUAUUACCGAGGGUCAAAACUCAGUGGCCACAAUCAUUGAUUUCGGUACAAGUACUGCUUUGUAUGGUGGUGCCGCUUUAAUUCGUUGUGUUGAUCAACCACUUUGGUUGGGUCCAGAGGUUUUGGCAGGCACUGCCUAUAGUGAACCAUCAGAUGUUUACUCUUUUGGUAUCAUACUUUGGGAAUUGUAUACACGUGCUCAUCCAUUUGAUGAGUUUCAAUUUGGUCAAUGGAUGAGUAAAUUGGAAGAUGAAAUCAUUAGAGGUUUACGUCCAACUAUUCCACCAACUUGUCCACCAGAAUAUGUAGAAUUAAUUCAAUCAUGUUGGACUCAUGAACCAAAUAGUCGUCCAACUUUUACAAGUAUUGUCGAAAUUUUAGGUCAAAUUAAAAAGAAAUUUGCUCCUUUACCAUUUACUCAUCCACCACAUAUUAGAAAUAUGAUGAGAAAAUCAAGAUCUUCUUCAAUUUCUGAAGCAAUGUUACCUUCAAAUUUAUUACAUUUAAAUUUAAAUGGUAUUAAUAAUAAUAAUAAUAAUAGCAAUAAUAAUAAUAAUAGCAUACCAGUUACAACUAUAAGUUUAACAUCAAGUGGUACAUCACCAACAAAUUCACCAGUUGGUGGAUUAUUAUCACAAAGUUUAACUCAACCAAUAACUUCAGGUGGUAGUACAAGUGGAAUUUUAUCAACAUCAGUUAAUAGAGAUAAUUCAUCAUUGGUAUCAGCAUCAUCAUUAGGUAAUAAUACAUCAACAUCAUCAUUGGCUUCAUUGGUAUCAAAUAAUAGUGGUUUACAUCAUUCACCAUCAGCUUCAGAUGGAUUAAAUGAUUAUUAUGGUGCGGAUAAUAAUAACAAUAAUAAUGAUAGUACAAUGGAUUUCUUCCAAGAUAUUUUCACAGAGGAAGAGAAUGAACAACCUUAUCCAUUUGCAGAUGAUGAUCAACAAAAAGGUAUACUCUUUGGUUUCGAUGAAGAACAAACCAAUCCAAGUGCAUCAUCCGUUAGUAUUAUCAUUGCUGCAACGAUGGCAAAAAUGAUUGAAAUGAUGACUAAAGGUGAAAGUUCAGCUACAUUAAAGAGUGAACAUAUCUCCACAAGAAGAAGAUCAGAUACAGCGGGUAAAAAUGGUGUACCACCACAUUGGAGAAAUUCAGUUCCAUUAUCAACAAACUCCUCCACCACUUUGGAUGAAACUUUUAUCGAUGAUUUCAUCUAUGUUUAUCGUUCAUUCACAACACCAAGAAAUAUUUUCAAAUUAUUGGUUCGUAGAUUCUUUGGACCAAGACAUACAGAUAAAGUUGAUACAUUUACAAUUAAGAAAUUUGAACAAAAGAAAGCUGCAAUUCGUCAAGGUAUUGCAGUUUUCUUAAGAAAAUGGGUGGCCGAUAUUACAGAGUUGGAAUUUAGACAAGAGGAGUUUUGGUUAUAUCAUAAUACCGUGGCUUUCACUAAACAAUUCAUUGCAUCUGAAUUCCCAACUAUUGCAACUCAAAUCUAUGGUACAUUAACAACCCAUGAGGAUGAAGUAAAUUUAACCAAUCAAAGAUUCCUUCAAAUUGCUUUUAGCGAAAGUGAAAUUCAAAUUGAUCGUGCAAUGUCUUCAAUGCAAUUAACAACACCAAAACCAUUUAGAAGUCAAAAGAAUUUAGCGAAUAGUUAUAACUCUCAAAGUGGUGGCGGUGAUUCUUCAUUCUAUUAUCAACCAUCAUCAAAUGAUGUAUCAAGAGUAUUUUUAAAUCUUGCAACUGGUAUGAGAGAUCCAUUAUUAGGUAUAACGGUUAAAGAAAAAAAAUUCAAAAAAGAUAAAGUUUCAACACUUUGUUGUAGUGGUUCAGAGAUUAUAGAUUGGAUUACCAAAUGUAUGCCAAUUAAAAGAGAAGAAGCAUCCAUUUUAGUUUUGGAUAUGUUGAUGAAACAAUUCUUUAUUCAAAUUUCAGAUGAUGGUAUACCCAUUUCAAAUCAAAAAGGUACCAAUCCAACCUUUUCAGAUUCACCAACCUCAUUCUAUAUGUUUUUAGAGGACGAUCCAGAAUUGAUUGCUCGUCAAUACACUUUCCUUGAAUUGAAAUAUCUUCAAAAUAUUCAUCCAAGAGAAUUGUUGGGUUUCUCUGUUGGUUUGGUAAUGCCAAAUGAAAAUGAAAAGGAUCCUGAGAAAUGGAGACAAUCAAAUUUCCCACAUAUCUAUGAUUAUUUUAGAUGGUUCAAUAAGAUGACAAUGUUAGUUAGUACAGAAAUUUUAAGACAAAGAGAUAUUAAACAACGUGCUUCAAUCAUUGAAAAGUAUAUCUCUAUCGCAUUGGAGUAUCUUAGUCUUUGGAAUUUCAAUGGUAUCAUGCAAGUAUUAAGUUCACUCCAUAGUGAACCAAUUUCAAGACUCUCUGCAACUUGGGCAAAAGUUUCUCAGAGAUCAAUGGAUUGUUUCUAUGAACUCUCACGUCUUAUGUUACCCGAAUCCAAUUAUUUACCACUUCGUACGGCUUUAGCCUCACAAAAACCAAACACUAUCAUUCAAGCCUCACCACUCUAUCCAAAUAUCUCCGCCUAUAUGGUACAUACCGUUUGUCCUACCAUUCCAUUCCUUGGGGCUUUAAUAGCUGAUCUCUCUCAAACUUGUACAGAGAAUCCAACAUUCAUUAGUAGUGGCGGUGAAAAGAUGAUCAAUAUUCUUCGUGUUAAACGUCUCUCUAAAAAGAUGAAAAUGUUCAAAGAAUACAAAGAGAUGCCAACUCAAUACCUUCCUGCAUUGACAACCAUUCCACUCCAAUACUAUGAACAUUAUGUAAAUGAUUUGAAAGCAUUGGAUAGUUUACAAAUUGAUCGUCUAUCUGAUAUCGAAAGAAAACUUGAAAUCAUCUGUGAAAAGAAUGGCACAACCAAUGAUGACAAAGAGAAAGGUGAUGAGAAUGGUGGUGGUUUGACUAGUAGUAAUUUCUUUGGUAAUGGUUCCGAUGAAUUAACUGAACGUGAUUGGACUAUCCUCUUAACAAAUGCUUCUGUCAUCGCCUAUAAUCGUGGUGAUGUCGUCAUGGAAGAGAAUGCUAUAAACACUCAUCUCUAUCGUAUAAAGAGUGGUGCUAUCUCUGUUGAAAAGAAAGAUAAAGAAGGUAUCAAUUGUAAGGUCGCUACGAUGUUUGCUCCAAAGAUGUUUGGUGAAAUGUCUUUCCUUGGUAAUAAAACAACUGCUCGUUUAACCGUUGAUGAAGAAUCUGAUCUCUACGUUAUGGAUAUUCCUUUCUUAAAUAAUCUAUUCAAUGGUCAUCCACGUUUAGGUGCUAAAUUCUAUAAGAUUAUGGCAAAUCAAUUGGCAAUUAGAUUAAAGAAUUUACCAUGGUCAAAACCAAAAAAUACAACUGGUGGUAGUAGUAGUAGUAAUCAAUCUGCUGGUCCAGAUAAUAUUUUAGGUACAACUCCAACUGGUAUUAGUAGUAGUGGCGGUGGUUUAACUUCAUUAUUAAAUCAAAACCUUUCAUCCAUUAUGUCAUUAUCAAAUAGUAAUACACCACCAGCAUCACCAAGAGUAAUGACUACACCAACAUUACCAUCUCCACCAGCUCCAUUACAAUCUCCACCAACCAGUGGUAUUAGUUCACCAACAACAACAACAUCAACAACAACUGAUCAACAAAAAAUUAAUAAUACAAUUUUCCAAAAUGUACAUCCAACAAUUAAUGUUCAUCGUACAUCUUCAUCAGCAAAUUUAGUUUCUCCACAUGGACGUCCAUCAAAUUCAGGUUUCGGUCAUUCAAGUGGUGGUGAAAGAACCAUUAAUAAAGAUCCACAUCAAAGAGAUAGUGGUAGUAUGGAUAAACCAAUUCUAUCACUUGGAAGUGGUGGUACACCUCGUGGUGAUGGUGCUCGUAGUGGAUCCAUUAGUUAUUUAGGUCGUACUCAAACCUCAACUUCACCAUUGAAUGAAGGUUUAAGCGGAGGUCAACAACCAGUUAUGAAAAAGAAUGAUCAAGAGUUUUGUCAAAGAUUUGCAUUGGUCGAUGAAAUUGUCAUUAAAGAUUAUCCAUGUUCAUUAAACCGUUCCGGUAGAUUGUAUAUCUCUCAACAACAUGUUUGUUUCUACAGUAAAUUCUUUGGUUAUAAAACUAAAAAGGUAAUUCCAUUCAAAAAUAUUGACAAACUAAUUUGUAUCAAUGUCAAUCAAAUAGAACUCACUCGUCUUAAAAACACCGUACCAAGUAAUUAUCGUUUAACUUUCCAAACUGGCAAAGAUCGUGAAGAUGCUUUCAGUAUGAUUCAUAUCCUUUGGGAUUCAUCAAAAGUCUCCAAUUCCUCCUCUGAUGAAAUCAAAAAUAAAUUGGCUGCCGAAAGAAAGAAAGUCAAUAAUCUUACACUCAAAACUCGUUCCAAUAAAAACAAAGGCGAUGAACUCACCAAAGAGGAUUGGGAAUUAAUCGGUUGUGAAGGUUCACGUUCCUCCACUUUCAAAAAGGAUGAAGUAAUCAUUCGUGAAGGUGAACGUAUGCAAAAGAUUUUCCAAAUUGGUAAAGGUGUUUGUCGUAUUGAAAAAUCAGUACCUGUUGCUCCUGGCUCUUCUGAAAUGAAAAAAGUUGUACUUGGAACAAUGAAACAAGAUGAUACCUUUGGUGAAAUCACUUACCUCUUAAAUGGUGAAACCACUGCUGAUGUCAUUGCUGACACUGAUCAAACCGAGGUUUAUACAAUCGAAGGUCAAUUUGUAAAUAUUUUAUUCGAUUUAAAUCCUGCUUUAGCUUCAAAAUGGUUUAAAUAUUUAGCCACUGCUUUAAACAAAACUUUAAUUGAAAGAGAAUCACAACUUUAUGCUUAA